Messenger RNA from Rhagoletis pomonella (apple maggot), 1724 nucleotides. It is a transcript of the gene msl-3, whose product is annotated as protein male-specific lethal-3. NCBI's taxonomy places the organism in Eukaryota, Metazoa, Arthropoda, Insecta, Diptera, Tephritidae. Gene Ontology annotation, biological process: chromatin organization; regulation of DNA-templated transcription. The record is from RefSeq and is a predicted model, not a curated record. Gene Ontology annotation, cellular component: MSL complex; nucleus; NuA4 histone acetyltransferase complex.
AGUGGCGCAAGUACAAGAUAUUUCGAAAAGGGAGAGAAGGUACUCUGCUACGAGCCAGAUCCAACAAAGGCAAAAGUGUUAUACGACUCAAAGAUUUUAGGUUGGAGCAGUUCAUGGGAUCGUAAAGUGAAUGCCGAUUUUGUGUUGAAGGAUACAGAGGAGAACCGGCAACUUCAGCGAGAUUUGGCUGAAAAAGCACAGUUGCAGAUUAAUGCUUUUCUGUAUCGGAAGGAGCGUACCGUCAGCAAGAAAAAACAAAAUAAAUCACUGCUGUCAACAGACGAUGCGACCGCUGCAGGGGGCAACGCAAACUCUGACCUACGCUCGUCUCCAAAGUCUCGAACCCGCGGAUCUUCAGAAGAUAAUUUUAGUUCAAGCAGCACUUUUGAAAGACAAGAAGAUUUCCCAAUGAAGGACGAAUGCGAGACCGAGUCAUGUUGCAGUUCUGUGGAAAGUUUUCCGGAUGAAGAACGCGUUUUGCUACGUAUUAGCGAACGCCUGCGUCAGUACUUAGAGUACGAUCAUGAUAUGAUCACAAAAUAUUGUAAGCAACAUGCGUUGCCUGCACGUAUUCCAGUUGUGGCAAUAUUAGAGAAUUUCGUAAAGCAUAGUGUUGUUAAAAUGGUUUUCUCAACAACGCAAGUUGAGAGUACAAGACGGCGAUCAACACAGCAACGAACAAAUAAAAAAGAACACGAAUUCGAUAAACUAGUAGCUACUGCUAGUUUACUAAAGGAAGUCGCCGAUGGUUUACGCAUUUACUUUGACUUUACCAUAGCCGAUUAUUUACUAUAUAAAGAGGAAAAAGAAUAUGCUCUAUGGCAUUUAAGUGAAGAUAAUCUCAAGAAUUUUACAUAUGUUGCAUUGCCUGGACUGUCUCCGGAUUUUCUAAAUCCUAACAAAAAUGAGGGGGAUACAGCACAAUUUCCGGGUGGUGAUAGUUGCACAGAAACACAAUUAAUGGAGGCUGCAUCAACGACUCCCGCUCCAACGGAUGAGCCGCAAAAACGUAAAUCACGUCUUCACCGUAGUGAUGACUGUGACAUGAUAUUAGAAAAUUGCUUAGAAAAUUGUUUUUCAAGUAUAGCCAGUACCAGUUCUGGUGCGUCCACACCAUUGCACUCUGCUGUUGGUGGCGGUGGUGCGUCGUCCGGCAUUAACUACUUGAAAUCAUUGCAACCAAUGGCAUUGAAUAUACCAUCACAAACUAAAGACUUUCUACAAACUGUUUUGUCCUGGAAUUUACUGCCUACCGACGCACCUGCAGCACCAUCAAUGAUUUUUGGUGCUCCACAUUUGGCCAGAUUAAUUGUGAAACUGCCGGAAUUUUUAAACGCCUCUUCAAUAAACGAUGAUAAACUUAAAGUUUUACUACAGCACCUGGAUACUUUCGUUAAUUACCUAGAAGCACGCAAAGAAUGGUUCAAUGAAGAUAAUUAUGCUCGCUCGAACGCAGCACGCAAGCGCGCGAAUUCCAGCGAAGGAGUAAAAUCAACUUUGACCGAUAUCAGUAAAGAAACGCUUGAUGCGAACUUGCAGCAAAUACCUACGACAACAGCAAUGAAUUCAACUGCGACGUCAACGGCGACACCAUCAGUAACGGCAGCAACUGGGACAGCAACGACAACAACAACAACCACUGCUGCAGCUAUUGCAACAUAAAAUUAUAAAAAUACAUAUGUAUAAAGAACGCACUCAAUAAAUAUAUACAGUUAGUGUCAAAU